Molecule: messenger RNA, 2475 nt
Organism: Morchella importuna
Lineage: Eukaryota; Fungi; Ascomycota; Pezizomycetes; Pezizales; Morchellaceae
Exons: 8
Coding region: 1-2475 (824 amino acids)
Cellular component (GO): cytoplasm
Molecular function (GO): protein binding
Source: RefSeq, a predicted model, not a curated record
AUGGCGUUCACGGAGCAGGAAGAGGGGAGCUGGGCUGUGGCGGCGUUUUCGCAGGCGACGCUGGAGCGGGGAGAAGGGUCUGCGCAGGGCGGUGGUUUGGCUGUCGGGGUGUUUUCUCUUAAAGAUGGCGGUGGGAGUGAUAUCAAGUGGAGUGACAAUAAAGAAGUCCUCUUCACGCCCCCUCCCCCAGAAGACGCACCACCGCCCUGCACAAGCUCCACCACCUUCGCAAACAUGCUCCGCGUCAAAAUCGGCGAAUACAUCGCGCCCGGCCGCCACGCCGGCGUCCACGGCGGCAAAGAAUACCUCCUCGCAGGCACCACCUCAGGCACCCUCUUCAUCAUCGAGUCCCCCUCCCUGCACCCCUCACGGCGCCUCCCGCUCUCCGCCACCCCAAUCGCAUCCGCAACCCUCCUGCCCACGACGCUCGGGAAGCGCCUGCGCUCAACGCUGUUUGUCUCCUCGGCCGACGGCACAGCGUCCAUCGUGGACGUGGAGCGCGCACGCAUCAUGGCCACGUUCCCGUCGCACCACUAUCUGCACUUGACGUCGUUUGCGGCCAAGGCCGCGCAGAACGUGCUGCUGCUCACGUACGAGGACUGCGUGCGGCGCGAGUGGGACCUCGGCGAGGAGGAGGGCGGCGUGCUGCGGCCGCCGCCGCCGUCGAGUCGCGGCACUGGCAGCGACAGGAAUGGCGGUGGCGGGGUGUAUCCGGCGGACCUGGCCGACGAGGGGUGGCACGAGGUGCGGGUGGGGAGUUUUGAGGGUGGGGAGGUUGAGGAGGGCGAGGAGGAGAACGAGGGCCCUGUGGGCGGCGAGGCGGCGAUGAGGGCGUGUCUGAGGUUCUGCGAGGAGGGGCUGCCGACGAUGGUGGUUGAUGUCAAGAGCGUGCUGGACACGCUGGGGGCGGCGGUGCAUGUGGCGAGGCAGCGGAGUAGGCGCCAUGAGCGGGUGGUUGUGGGGAAUAAUCCGGCGCUGAUCACGGCAAAGGCGCUUCUCACGGCGGACGACUAUGAGUGGCGCACGUCGGUUGAGGGGUAUUUCUUCAGGCGGAAGACGCCCGCGGUGCUGGGGCAGAUUGGGGCCGGGAAGCAUAUAUCGUUGCUGGCGCCCGAGGCGUUUACGCGCAGUGGGGAUGCGGUCUGGGGGAUUGGGGGCACGGUGACGAGUAUUGUGUUGCUGGCUGCGCUGGCGCUUGUGGGUGGGCUGUUGGAGGCGGGGGGGAAGGAGGAGUUCUUUGAGACGGUGAUUGGGAGGGCGAUGGAGAACUUGAACCAGGGGACGGCGAAGAAGGCGCCGGCGCUUGGGGUGUUUGCAAAGUAUUGGAUGGACCGUAAUUUACUCGUUAGGAAGACGGCGAGGACUCUUAUGCAGAUCUGCAUGCAGAGCCUAACCAACGAACAGAGGGAUGACGCUGUUACGUAUUGGUCAAGAUUCCUACCUGUUUUGGUCCCGCCAGAAUUGUUUUCCUCGAAAGAUGUUGUGAGGAGUGUUGUGAUCUUGGGCAAACUGACCGCCGAUUACCCAGACAAGAUUGAAGCGAGCGUCAAGAAGAAUGUUGCGCUUUCGGUGGAGCUGCUGCUUGGUGAUAGCAAUCCCCAUUUCCAGGACACUGCGAUUGAGUUGGUUGGCGAUGGCUGGUCUGUCUUUCAAUCGCUGUUCGACCCUGCUGAAGUAAUCCACAUCCUAAUCCGCAUCUCCUCCACCCCACCCGACACCUUCCCCGAAUCGCGCCGCAAAACCGUCCACGACUGCAUCCUCUCCAUCGCGCGCUCCAACUCGCCCCUCCUCGGCUCAGGCCUCGCAAACAACAUCGCCCACGGCACCCCCUCCCCCACCCCCCCAGCCGCCACAACCACCUCCACCGCCGCCACCACCUGCGUCGCCGCAAUGCGCAUCGCCAUCGUCGUCGUGCGCGCAGACGCCAUCCUCUUCCGCGACAUCCUCCCCCUCCUCGUCGCCGCCACCGUCAAGAUCCUCGACCCCAGCUCGCCGCUGCGCGAGAAGGUCCUCCCGACCGUCACAGAGCUCGUCAACGAGCUCAUCGAGGCCUACCCCAGCAUCGCGUUCCACCGCCCCACGCAGCGCCUGGCGCUCAGUGCCGCGCCGGGGACAAUCCUCAUCUUCGACCUCAAGGCGGCGACGGAGAUGAAUGUGCUGCAGGGACACGGCAGCCUUGCGAAUUUCCUGGCGUUUAGUGUUGAUGGGAGGUAUCUGGCGGCCGUGGACCUGGAUGAGGGCGUGGUGCUGGUGUGGAGGUUUGUGUCGGGCUUGCUGAGCUUUAUCGGUGGGAGUGAUGGCCCGCCGGGGGUGCUGGUGCCGAGGAGGAAGGAGGCGUUGAGGAAUGCGAGGAGGGUGGGGGUGGUGGAGGUGGAGUGGACGGGGGAGAAGAGUGUCAAGGUUACGGCGGGGACGGAGGUGACGGUGGUGGCGAAUGUGGAGGGGAAGGGAGAGGGUGGGUGGGGCAUUUUGUAA